This is a messenger RNA of Anopheles merus, 1687 nucleotides long. Its product is annotated as putative elongator complex protein 4. The transcript has 4 exons. The record is from RefSeq and is a predicted model, not a curated record. Gene Ontology annotation, biological process: tRNA wobble uridine modification. Lineage: Eukaryota; Metazoa; Arthropoda; Insecta; Diptera; Culicidae. Gene Ontology annotation, cellular component: transcription elongation factor complex; elongator holoenzyme complex; cytoplasm. Bases 381 to 1487 code for a protein of 368 amino acids.
UUCCGUUCCCAUCGUUCAUCAAGAGAAGUUGCAUUUCCCUAAACUCCUUUACAUUCAAAGUAUGUUGCAAUAUAAAAAAAAGUUAUGCUGAUAGUGAAAUAAUGGUUUUUAUCAUGGAUCGAUUUGCGUCAUCGUUCGCCUAAACAGCGUUCCACUAUCUACACACCGAAAAACAUGAUAUUCGAUCGAAUACCGUAACCGCAUACCAUUUAUAUAGCAUUUUCAUCGGGUACUGCCGAUUCAUGCUUCGGCGGGUACUUGUUCAGAAGUUUGACAACCCAGAUGAGCGAUGUGUCAAUCAUCCUAUGCGGUUUGAGCAUGUUUUGGUUUAGUUGCGUUAAAUUACACCGGUGCUAGAAAUCAAUUAGAACACGUUAGAAAUGUCUGGGUUUGUGAAACGUAAACGCGCUUUAAAUAUAAAUGGAACACGGCUUUCAGUGCAUACGGGACAGUCUAUAAUUUCUUUGGGAAACCCUUCAUUAGAUCAUGUUUUCGGUGGUGGAUUUCCCAUCGGUUCCAUCAUUGGAAUAGGUGAAGAUAAGCAUGGAAAUUAUGCUAGAGUGUUGUCUAAAUAUUUUCUCGCCGAAGGAAUUGUAAACAAACACCCACUUGUGGUGGCCUCAAUGGAUGAAGAUGCUACCCAAUUGAUAAACAAAUUACCAACACCGCUUGAGGAAAUCAAAACAGCAGAAAACAACUCCACCAUGCCAGAACCGGAAACUAUGCGGAUUGCCUUUCGGUACAAUCAGCUAACUCCUGUAGAUUCCGAACAGAAACCUGCAACUUUGCUUGGACACUACUUCGAUCUUACCAAAACGAUGAGUCCUGAUAUGUUAUUAGCCCACGAUGUAACCUGCUGGAACGGAGGCGAACUAGAAACAAAUGCGCCAGAAUUUGGUUCGUUCAACAACCCAAAUUACGCUUCCCUUUUAUCCUGCAUCCGUAGUAAAGCCGGCGAACAACAGUUUAAUGCUGCUUCGGACGAAAGCUCUAAAAACGUGCUACGAAUUUGUUUAAAUUCUAUGGGCUCACCAUUGUGGUAUGACAAGAACUUUUCUGAAGAUUUUCUGCGUUUCAUGGUGUUGUUAAAAGCUAUCGUGCGCAACACGCUUUCAGUUUGCCUUAUUACCGUACCACUACACCUAUUCAACCAUCUCGACGAUGUAUACCUAUUCAAAAAGGUGAGAAAUAUGUUCGAUUUUUCGUUUGACUUGGAAGCAUUUGCUGGUCAAAUGGAAGAGCAGGCAAAUCCCGCUUUCAAAGAGUACCAUGGCUUGUUGAAUAUUACCAAAAUUACACCGUUUAAUAGUUUGGCAUCCUAUCACCCGAAGACGCUUGAUUUAGCGUUUAAACUGAAACGCAGCAAAUUCGUUAUCGAAAAGUUACAUCUUCCACCGGACAUAGCGGAUGACGACGGUGCAAGCAAAAGCCAAGUGCCCACAAUGAGUUGUGCAAGCGUAGGAGGCAAAAGCAAGCUGGAUUUUUAGCCGCACGUCCUAAGGUUGAGCAGAGCGUCACGGUGCACAAAUACAGUACACGUUUAUCAACUGGGAAAUAACACUCUUUUAUUCGCGCUUAUAAUAUACAAUUUUAAAAAUGUUGCUGAAAAAUAGCGUACCCUACACGAGGUAGCUUUUUGAGAUCUGAUAAUAGUGAGAAUUAUUGUUAAAAGCCGCAUCGGAACGCU